AUGACUGAAUUCGUGCUUGCUCAGCUUCUGAUGGUAAACGUUGUAGCAAUUAACAUCUUCUCCACGACGUUCUUCAGCACAAAAUACUCCUUUGGCAAGUUUGAUAGAGGUAUUCUGCUAUGGACAUUUGGUGUUCCCUGUAUCGGCGCGUUGAUUGCAGCCAUGCUUGAUCAGUUCGGACCGGCGGAAAUUGCUUGCUUUUUCGACCCCAUCAAUGGCAGGGUUGCAAGUUUGGUGCUUAUUACGAUCCCACUUACAGCAAUUAUGGGUGUCAACGUUCUGCUCUACAUUCUGACGUUCAUAAAGAUCCGUAUUGACAUAAGGGCUGUCAGAAAAAGUCUUGGCAAUAUGGGGUCAACAACUGAACGUCAUAUAAAGGCUGGCCGCAAGAUGUCAAUGUUUGUGGUGGCUUUCUUCAUCCAAUGGUUCAGCUUUGGUCUGAUUGGCGUUUGGUUCAUGAUUGCAGAUGAUGUAGCAGAUAUACCGAAAGUUUUGAAACAUGUCGUUGGCAUUUUUACAAACCUUGGCGGUGUUCUAAAUUUGAUCAUUUACCUGGCGGUAUUUAGGAAAACAAGACCAAAUAUGGCCGCAAGUAUGAACUCGCAAAAUACACAUAUGGUCAGCUACAACAAUAAAAAUCGUCCUACUCGCUUUGUGCAGCGAAAUGAGGAAUUCGAAUUUAACUAA
Molecule: messenger RNA, 687 nt
Organism: Mya arenaria
Lineage: Eukaryota; Metazoa; Mollusca; Bivalvia; Myida; Myidae
Exons: 2
Coding region: 1-687 (228 amino acids)
Biological process (GO): adenylate cyclase-activating G protein-coupled receptor signaling pathway
Cellular component (GO): plasma membrane
Molecular function (GO): G protein-coupled receptor activity
Source: RefSeq, a predicted model, not a curated record